Molecule: messenger RNA, 318 nt
Organism: Cryphonectria parasitica EP155
Lineage: Eukaryota; Fungi; Ascomycota; Sordariomycetes; Diaporthales; Cryphonectriaceae
Exons: 1
Coding region: 1-318 (105 amino acids)
Source: RefSeq, a predicted model, not a curated record
AUGAAGUUUACCAGCAUCAGCUUCCCAGUACUCCUUCAAGCCCUCCUGCUUGGAACAGCACAAUCGACAAUGGUCUUCAGCUAUAACCAAACGGCCAGCUCACCCAACAACACAAAGUCGUCUGAGAUUGAGGUCACAAAUAGCUGUGAUCUUACUCCGUUCUUCGGGCCCAGCACAUAUAAGUGCGCCGCAGAGCCUAUGAGUCAGGCUCGCAUCUGCGCAGGUGAUGAGCUGUCGCGAGUCACAGCAAUGGUCAUGGCCGACCAGUCAGCCCCUACUUGCAUGGCAGGCUCGUUCGGUCUGACUUCGGGUUACUGA